Psylliodes chrysocephalus is the source of this 787-nucleotide messenger RNA. The record is from the annotation of a GenBank genome assembly. NCBI's taxonomy places the organism in Eukaryota, Metazoa, Arthropoda, Insecta, Coleoptera, Chrysomelidae.
GUUAUAAACAUAGUAGUACCCACUGGUUUUAAUUGAAUUUAAAUUUUUAAUCGUUGAUAGGAUCAUAGAUAUUUGUAGAUAUUUUUCUACUGGAACAUUGCACAGUGACGAUGGACCAAAUUUAUUUUGAAACUUUAUAGAAUUGAUAGGUUAUGUAUGUGUUAAAUAAGAAGACAUGCAAUUGCAGUUCUCACAGUUACUAUUUAAAAAUAGUUUCCAAAAAAAUGGAUUCAGUAUUAGAUACCUUUUUAAGGAAUCCGCUAGACAAAAACAGUACAAGGCGAAGAAGCUGAUAGGUUUUUCUAAACUGGAGAUAUAUGAAAUAGUAGCAGAUGUCCAAAGUUAUGAUAAGUUUUUACCAUUUUGUACUAAGUCAACUGUACUAAGCCAUCGACCAAAGGAAAUGCGAGCAAAUUUAGUUAUUGGUUUUCCUCCGAUUGUUGAAAAUUAUGAUUCUACGGUUUUAUUCGAUAAGCCUAAUAUUGUAAAAUCAGUUUGUACUAAUGGAACAUUAUUUUAUUAUUUAGAAUCAACUUGGAUAUUCCAUCCUGGUCUGCAAAGUAAUACCAGAUCAUGUAUAAUUGAUUUUUCUAUUAAAUUCAAUUUUAAAUCUGUGUUAUAUUCUCAAGUAGCUUCAUUAUUUUUUGAUAGACUUGUUCAACAAAUGGAAAGUGCUUUUAUGAAUGAGGCUGCCCGAAGGUAUGGAAAACCUUCUAUAAAAACUCAUAUAUUAAAUGAAACUUUUGCAAAUUAACACAUAAAAUAAUUGCAUCAAGGUGUAUUGAGG